CACAACAGUGUGAGCUUCACCAGCGAGGCGUGCGCUCUCAUCUGCCUGGUGGACACAGCCGGGACGCGCACCACAACCGACACUUUCACCGAUCUGACCAAGGACUACACCCUGGCAGUGUUCUAUGACGACUCGCGGCAUGGUCCCUCUUAUAUGGCUGAAGCCCAUGACGUGAUUGCCAAUUCAGCUUACACCUGUACCGAGGAUGGCACUGAGAUCUAUGACUUAAACGGAUUUCACAUCACCCAGGCAGCCGAUGGCCUGGUGAAGGUCACUCGUGUGGACAACAAGUGCUUGAUUCGCACCAUUCCCGGCAAUGGAUCGGCCACUUUGACCACACCUGGCAUCCAUUGCACUGCCUCUCUGGGCAAGACCUCGCAUCUGUUUGUUCGUCGCAAUGAGAAGCGCAUGCACUUCUAUGGAUCCUGUUUCAUUGUACGCAACGCCGGACCCUCCGCCGGCUUCAAUGAGAACAGCCUGCUGAUUGUCUACUGAGCGGCGUUCGUAGUCCGGAGAUAGAAACGGCGCAGUGGUAGCCCAUCCCACACGCACACACUCACACAUGUCAACACAUUUCACCUGGAACACAUACAUAGACACCUACAGCAGCACACUUGAG
Molecule: messenger RNA, 619 nt
Organism: Drosophila miranda
Lineage: Eukaryota; Metazoa; Arthropoda; Insecta; Diptera; Drosophilidae
Exons: 3
Coding region: 154-495 (113 amino acids)
Source: RefSeq, a predicted model, not a curated record